UUUCUUUUCCUGGGUACUUCGCCUCCAUCAUUCAAAUCCCCUAAUCACAUUAUCUGAACCAAAGUUGGAGGCCUCCACUUAUUCAACUGAACUGUCAUCAUUGACAGUUGAUUUACCAGAACACAUGAGCAACGGCGAACUUGACGACUCGAGUAAAAUUAAAGUCCUGAAGCAACAGGUUUAUAGUCUUCAGCAUGAUAUUGCCGAAAAGGACGCCUUGCUCACCACAGUACAGGAACAACUCGGUCGACACCCAAACCAAAUAAACGGUACAAUACAGAAUGAAUCUACUACUGGAAGGGUUAUUGAGAAGUUACAAGCGGAAAUUGAUUACUUAAAGAAAGAGCUUGCGGAAACAAAAACUCAAAUUCAUACUUCCAAGGUGGCCCGCGAGAGAUCAGAAAGACAAGUACAAGAACAUUUGGCAUCACACCAAACCUUAAGACUCGAGAUUGAUUCUUUGAAACGAAUGCUUGAAAGGAAGGAAAGGCAAACCAAAGAAUUGGAGGAGUCAUCAAAAGAAAUUGAGAAAAAAAAUUCAGAUAUGAAGUUUGAACGUGAUAAUGCUAAUACAAGACUCCGUCAAUCCGAGUUGAGAGUAUCAGAUUUAGAGCGAAAAUUACAAGAGGCUUUGGCCGCCAAAGAAAAAGCAGAAUAUGAAUAUAAGCUUCUGUCUAAGGAAAUGCAAAAUUUUAAAACUCGAUACACAAAAGACGUCGAGAUUGUCAAGAAUGAAUUUAAGACUCUCCGCGAAGAAAUGAGUUCAACUUCACGACAAUUGGAGGAUGUGGUUCUAAUGACUAGUGUUCGUAUUGAAGAAUUGACAACGGAACGUAAAGAUGAAUUAAGCAAUUUAGAGUCGACGCAUUCAAAGUUGCAAGAAAAUCAAGAAAAAUGUGUUGCGAAACUGUUGGGUGAGAUUGAAGCCAUGAAGAAGGAUGUACAAUCUUCGAGUCAGAGAACUAAUGAGUAUUCCGAACAAAUAGCAAGAAUGAAAGGUGAAAUAACGGGAAAAUUAAAUUGGUUGAAGCGUAUCGAAAAAGUACAAUCAUGA
Messenger RNA from Acaulospora colombiana, 1054 nucleotides. Lineage: Eukaryota; Fungi; Glomeromycota; Glomeromycetes; Diversisporales; Acaulosporaceae. The record is from the annotation of a GenBank genome assembly.